CGAGGGGUGGGAGGGAGCGAGUAGCGUCUCCACCAGCAUCUGCCGCGGCCGCAUUUGCCCGAAGCCCGGAGACGGACCGACGGACAGAUCGCCUGGCAGAGGGACUUAGGAGCUCGCCUUGUGCUCGAGGCCAGCUUCAGCGAAGCUCGGGUCUUGCAACGCGCGCUUCCCCGCCGGAUCGCGGCCACCCCGGCUCCGGCGGCCUCGGCGCGCGAGGGGCUGGAGGUGCGGGAGCCGCUCUGCGCCGGUCGGUCCCUGCGCUGCUCAGCCCCGGCCGCCGCGCCGCGGCCCCAAGCAGCGUCCCUGAGCCCCAGCUUCCCGCCGGGCUGCUCCGAGCAACCGUGCUCCGGGGCUCCAAACUCGGGCUGCCGGGGCAAGUGUCUUCAUGAACCCAGAGGAUGUCCGGGAAGCAUUACAAGGGUCCUGAAGUCAGUUGUUGCAUCAAGUAUUUCAUAUUUGGCUUCAAUGUCAUAUUUUGGUUUUUGGGAAUCGCAUUUCUUGGAAUUGGACUGUGGGCGUGGAAUGAAAAAGGAGUUCUGUCCAACAUCUCUUCCAUCACCGAUCUCGGCGGCUUUGACCCGGUUUGGCUCUUCCUUGUGGUGGGAGGAGUGAUGUUCAUUCUGGGAUUUGCAGGGUGCAUUGGAGCUCUACGGGAAAACACCUUCCUUCUCAAGUUUUUUUCUGUGUUCCUGGGAAUUAUUUUCUUCCUGGAGCUCACUGCCGGGGUUCUGGCAUUUGUUUUCAAAGACUGGAUCAAAGACCAGCUGUAUUUCUUUAUAAACAACAACAUCAGAGCGUACAGGGAUGACAUUGAUUUGCAAAACCUCAUAGACUUCACCCAGGAAUAUUGGCAGUGCUGUGGGGCUUUUGGAGCUGAUGAUUGGAACCUAAAUAUUUACUUCAAUUGCACAGAUUCCAAUGCAAGUCGAGAGCGAUGCGGCGUGCCCUUCUCCUGCUGUACUAAAGACCCCGCCGAAGAUGUCAUCAACACUCAGUGUGGCUAUGAUGCCAGGCAAAAACCAGAAGUCGAUCAGCAGAUUGUGAUCUAUACGAAAGGCUGUGUGCCCCAGUUUGAGAAAUGGUUGCAGGACAACUUGACCAUCGUGGCUGGUAUUUUCAUAGGCAUUGCGUUGCUACAGAUUUUUGGGAUCUGCCUGGCCCAGAAUCUGGUGAGUGACAUUGAAGCUGUCAGGGCCAGCUGGUAGAGCGCCCACCACAGCUGCAUCAAGACACUGGACAGACCCAGCCUUCCUGCCCCACCGUGUGCCCAGCUGAUAGCCAUGCAGCACGGACCCUAAUCACAGAGGCACCCUGCAAUCCCACCUGAUGGAGCUGCCAAGAACUCGUUCUUUGGGGGGUAAAACUGGGAAAUGCUGCUCACUGACAGAAUUAAAAAGACAAAAACCAGUAUGAAAGUCGUUGCGCCGUGAAUCUCUACUGUGGCCGUGAAUUUCUGGAUGUUUGGAUACUGACCAAAAGAGAAAAAAGGGAGGGUGGGGGACCCAGAUGUACUGAAUUUGUGGAAAAGUCUCGUUCUCUGCUUCGGUGACUGGAGGGCCGGGGGAGGCAGUCUUGCUGGUGUUCGUCAUGCCUUGAAAGCACGGCCUUCUGUUCCGUGGCUGGAGGAGGUGCGCCUUUCCUAAGAAGGCUGUGGGGUUUGGGCAUCCCGUCACUGUACAUUUCAAGAAACUAUUACAACGAUCACCCCGAGAAGAAAGCAGCUUGCCUUUGGGUUCAGAUUUUUGUGACCACGUUCAACAAGUUAACUUGGGCGGGCACAUCUGGUCUCUCCUGGAGUGUCUCCGUGUAAGACAAGUUGUGUGUUCUUUGCGCACUGGGCAUGGGCUUUGGAACACUUCAUGAUGCCGAGUUUUAGUGGGACAGAUCUUUUUUCUAAGUAGGCCUGAGUUUUAUUUAUCAGUGCAAUCCAAGGAGAAAAUGAGGUUAACGAAGAGGUAUUGAAUACCACAGCCCACCAAAUUAGUCGUUGGACUCUUUAGAAUUCUCUGGGGUUUUGUUUUGUUGUGGAUGUUUUCCUUCCUUCCUUCCUUCCUCUUUUUUUUUUUUUUUGUCUUCCAAAAGUGAAAGCUAUGGUACAGUUUCUCUUGAAUUUUUAAGUCUUCUCUUACUUGGCUCGAAUAUUAAUUUUUUUCUAUAAUCUCUCUGCAUGACCCGCGAAUCUGAAUCCACCAGCUCUUUGUCCUGUCAUCUUUCCCACAAACCUUUAUAAACGUUACCUGGUCAGCAUUUAUUUCGGAGGUUCCCAGUCUGGAGAGGUGUGGCGUGUCCUCCAAGCCUGGGAAGGGGCCAGCUGGGCCAUCGCGGAUGCUUGCACGGACUCCACCGGGAGGUCUGUUGGCUGGGUCUGGGGAUUGAUCAUCGUGGCCUCUUCUGCAGCCUCCCCCUCUUUCCUUUAAAUGGAAUUAAACCAAGUUCUGAAAUGGUGUUGAUACAAUCACAGGGCUUCUGAUGCUUUUUUUUUUUUUUUCCUCUUCUGGUUUUAGUUUGUUUUUAUUAAAAAGAAAACAAAAAGGAGUGCACGGCCAGAGGCCCUUCUGCUCCCUCAGUGCAGACUCACCAUCAGCCUGGUGGCAAAGCACAAAUACUUCAGAGGGGAGAGCAGGAGGGGGGCAAAGUGUUCUGUGACGCAAGGUGGGAGAGUGCACCUCCAGGCACUGCCCCCGCCCCGCCACCCACUCCAGAUGGGAGGGACGAGUUUUGCCCCCAGAUUUUUCCUACUAACAGGUGUCUACCAGGAUGUCGCUCUCCGGGGGAGCAGAUAUUAGUCCGUGGAACACCGGGAAAUCCACAGGCAUAUUUGAGAGUGAUGACACAUUUGCAGCACAUAACUGGGCAGCCAGCCUGCGUAGUUUGUGGAAACUUAGCAAGGUUUUCCAUUUCAGCCCCGCGUUGCAUCGCCAUGGCUGAUGAAUGCGUCAGUCUGCUCAGAGAAAGGACAAAAGUUCUCUGCAAUUCUAGUCUCCAGAGGGAGGGCGUGUGUAUGACUCUGCAUGUUUGUGUUUUCGUGUCUGUAGGCUUAGAGAUGUUGAGUCCAUCUGCUGGCCGUAAGAUUUUACUUCCCCUCUGUCCCCACCACUGUGGUCAUUCUGCACUGUCAUUCCAGUGUGGAGGAGACUUGAGCUCUCCAGUUGGCCUUCUUGUCCUGUUUGUUACCUCAUUCUCCAGUGAACCCCACCUGACCAGUUGAUGCAGAAUCGGGCGAGAUUCCCACCCUUUGGCACAUCCAGUGAAAGGCCAAACAGCAAGUCCAAGUGAGUUCUAAAUUUUAAUUAAUCACCCUUUAUUUUUUACACUUGAGAGUGGUUGUAAUAAAGGCUGUCAUUAAUAAAC
This is a messenger RNA of Camelus dromedarius (Arabian camel), 3351 nucleotides long. It is a transcript of the gene TSPAN5, whose product is annotated as tetraspanin 5. The record is from RefSeq and is a predicted model, not a curated record. The transcript is spliced from 8 exons. The coding region runs from base 399 to 1205 and encodes 268 amino acids. Gene Ontology annotation, cellular component: plasma membrane. Lineage: Eukaryota; Metazoa; Chordata; Mammalia; Artiodactyla; Camelidae.